Molecule: messenger RNA, 207 nt
Organism: Lottia gigantea (owl limpet)
Lineage: Eukaryota; Metazoa; Mollusca; Gastropoda; Lottiidae
Exons: 1
Biological process (GO): regulation of transcription by RNA polymerase II
Cellular component (GO): nucleus
Molecular function (GO): DNA-binding transcription factor activity, RNA polymerase II-specific; RNA polymerase II cis-regulatory region sequence-specific DNA binding
Source: RefSeq, a predicted model, not a curated record
GGAGCUACAGUUUCGGUGGAAGAUGAAAAUAAACGAACCAGAACGGCUUAUACACGUGGACAACUUCUAGAACUCGAGAAAGAAUUCCAUUUCAAUAAAUACAUUUCUAGACCGCGCCGCAUUGAGUUAGCCGCCAUGUUGAAUUUAACUGAAAGACAUAUUAAAAUUUGGUUUCAGAAUCGAAGAAUGAAGUGGAAAAAAGACGAG